UUUGAUUUUCGUAAAUAUAAUUUUGUAUUUUGUAAGACAAUUUUCUACAUUUUGCACAAGAAACCAUGCUUAUGGUAAAGAAAAAAUCCAAGUCCAAAAAGGCCAAGAAUGUCGUGAAGAAGGUGAAUCUGCUGGAGGAUCCCGGCAAAUUGCUAACUCCGAAUUGGUUCUGGACGCGGUACAUAAACAAACAGAUCGUACCGCCCCCAGUGGCCCGUCCUUUGGUGGAGGUGGCCGAUCCCCAGAUGGGGUCACCCCUGUCCAACAGCUCCAAGCUCCACAUGAUGGACUCCAGUGGCUUCCUGGCCGCCAGUUCGAUUAGUGGCAUUAAAACACCGUGUCCUCCGCCGCCGAUACUGAUUCCGAACGAAAUGAAUCCCGAUUUCGAAGACAUUCUCACCAUUUCCCGACAAAGACUCCUGCGAAAUAUGGGCAACACCUUUGACAUCGAGAAGAUUCUACCCAAAAAGAAAAAGAACAAGAAAAAGAAAAAGGGGCACCUUAAGCCAGCACUUAUAGAGAUCGUGGAGCAGAAGCCGGAGGUUCCGGAUCCGAUACCUCCUGUCCUGGAUUCCAUGCUCACCGAUGCGGUCACCGCCCACGAUUUCGAGCUCAUCUGGAGGACGGAUAGCGCCAACCCGAAUAUAUCCUUUGCCCAGGCACUCCAGCAAAAGGCAAAUCGCAAGUUGGCCAACUAUGAAAUCAUCUGGGAGGCCAUUAAAAACUAUUUGCACGAUGACCUGGAGAUCCAGAUCGAGUCGAAGUUCUACCACGUGGACCGCUUCCUGUUCACCCACUUCGCCCGCAAUUUCCGCGGCUGCUCGGGAUCCUUUCUGCAGAUUCCGGUGCAGAAGGUGCAGAUGAGCCUGAUGAUCCACAUCUACAACUGGAUGCUGGGCGAGGCGAAGGGGUUCCCCAUUGGCAACGACCUGAUACCCUUCAUCAUGGCGGCCAAGUUCCUGGGUGUGAGGAAGCUGGUGCAGCAGUACUGGAACGCCUUUUCCCCGGGUGGCCGCAGUGGAGUGUGGGAGCUGAAUGCGUUCCACACAUAUCUGGUGGCCAGGGAGUUCCGGUGCCCCGACACCAUGGCCCUGAUGAUGUCGCGGGUGCGGAAGUGCUUCCUGCCAUUGGUGGCCUCCAGGGAGUUCCUCGAGUUCGAUGCCAACGAGGUGGCCUGCCUGCUGCGCCAGGACAUGCUGUGCGUGAACACCGAGGACGAGGUCUUCUUCGCCUGCCUCUACUGGGUGGACUUCGCCUGGGCGGAGCGCAAGAAGCACGCGGUCCAUCUGCUGGCCAAGAUCCGCUUCGCCCUCCUCUCACCCUCGUUGCGCCGCUCCCUGUGCAACUUUCCGGAGACCGCCCACAUCGGGGAGAUUGCCCGACUGCCGCAGGUAGUCGACUGGCUUUGGGAGGGCAACCAGUACUGCCAAGCGAUGUUGGUCAACGGCCAGCCGUCGAGACAGAAGGGCAAGGCGGUACAGAAGCUGCUGGAGAAGUACAAGCAGAACAAGAUACCGGAGCGGUACUGGACCUACUGCCGGGGCAUGCCGCACCACCAUGACAUGCGCUGUCCGCGCCACCGCGAACUCACCUUCGAGUCCUUCAAGCGCAUCCUGCACCGCCUCCAAUCGCACAGCCAGAAGUUCAUGGACGGGCUGCGGUUCGUGCCGAACAAGUACUGGUACUCGUACCGCUGCUGCGUCGACGUCCAGUUCCGCCCCCACUGCAAGCGGACCUGCCCCAAACCGCCCAUCUACCGCAAAGCGUUGCGCUGGGACCAGCGUUUACCCCGCGAAUAAUCCAGACAUUGUUUUUGUUUUACCAAGAUUUUCGGAUCAGAAACAUUGAUCAGCAUAUAACGUAAAUAUAAUCAAUUGCAAGCACCAGUCUUGGCAUCGCUUAAAUCCAAA
Molecule: messenger RNA, 1910 nt
Organism: Drosophila rhopaloa
Lineage: Eukaryota; Metazoa; Arthropoda; Insecta; Diptera; Drosophilidae
Exons: 3
Coding region: 66-1799 (577 amino acids)
Source: RefSeq, a predicted model, not a curated record